CGUUAUUGUUUUUAGUUGUGCUUAUAAACAUCAUGAUGUUAUCAGAAAGAGACAUGAUGCAGCAACAUCAGUGUAAUUACUGUUCUAGAACACUCUCAUCCCUCUCAGCACUUCAAAGACACAUAAAGUCAUGUCAGUAUAAAAAUCUGUCACACCAAGAAAACCCAGGUCUGAAGACUUCACCUCCCGAUGCCAACAUGAAUCAAGGGUUAACCAGAAAUUUCAUACUUCCACCUAUUCCAUCACAGCUGACAAUAAUGAUUCACCAAGAGAAAAAUUACAGCAGAAGUGAAGAGCCCAAAAUUACUCUUAAAAAAAUUUCAGAUUCAACGUCAAAAGAUGAAGAUCUUCUUUAUCAGAAUUUUAUUCCUACAUCAGUGUCAAGUGGAUCAACAACUACGUGUGAAGAAACUUUUUCCAAUUUUUCUCUUUCUAAGACUCGUAUAAAGACAGAGCACAAUGAUGAGUCGAACUCUGAGUUGGCUGAACGCACAUGUACUUUACAGAACUUUCUUAUUCCUCAAAAGGGAGAUUUCCAAGAGUGCUAUAUUACAACUCAUGGAGAUGGUAUAAACUUUAUUCAUAAGGACUCAAGCUCUUUAGAUUCUAACCAGAACAUAGCAACAGGUGGAGAAUUUACUCAGGGAAAAGUAGCUUGUAGUUUAUCUGAAGAUUCUAUGAUUGAUAACCAACUGACAGUGUUUAAGACGGAGCCAAAAGAUGUGGACAAUACUUCAGAGGUGGGAAUAAUCCAGAAUAAAGAAUUUGGAGAUUUUCAGCUAGAUGUGUCACAUGGUAGUCUAACAGAAGGGGCUCUGCUGGAGGACAUAAACAGAUGUUCAGAUAAUCCACUGAGUUCUCCUGAACCUGACAUGUCUGUCCGUCCAGUGGAUACAUAUGGUUCUUCCACUGUGUCUUCUUGUGCCUUACAGUUAAUUCAGGUCUCCUGUGCAAAGUCCAGCCUUCUUCCGAGUGUAUUUGCCGAAAAUCAUUCAGAAACUGUACAUUCACCCGAACUUGGUAAUGAUGAUCCUUCUGUUUCUGGAUGUGGUACAGGAGUAAAGUGUGAGGUAGUAUCAACCAGUUAUUCGCAUGACCACUUGGUAAACACACUUUCACAAGUGAAUGAUAAUUUCACCCAUGAUUCUGAAGGUUCUUUUCAAUCUAGAAGAAAUGUUUCUUCUCCAGGAGCAAAGAAAGGGACCAUGUUGCAAGAAACCAUGGACAUAUCGAAACAUUCUUUGAUUCCAGUUUCUGUAGGAACAGUGUUUACACAACAAAACAAUAAUCACAAAUCAGGAGAACCAAUUCAAGUACCAGACAGACAGCAAUUUUCUGUUUGUAUGGAAGACAAUAAUUUUACAGACAAAGAUGAUGUUUUUACUCCAAAAGAAAGCCUGUGUUCUCAAGAGAAGAUAAAAUCAGUUAAAAGUAAACCUCCAGCUAAAAAGCCUUUGCUUACAUGUGAAGUGUGUAACAAGACUUACCGCUGUCGUAGCAGCUUUAAGAAGCACAUCAGUGGACAUGCAGUAGCUACUUUCUUUGUUUGCAAAUAUUGUGGUCAGACAUUUCAACAAAAAAAUAUAUUUCUAGCUCAUAUAGACUUGCACGAACAGAAUGCAUUACAUCUUUCGUUGAGUGAAACUUGUAGAUCAAACUCUCAAACUCCAAGCUCUUUUUUGUGGAAGAGCAGGACAGUCCAGUCAAGGUUUGAUACACCCAUAUCCACUCAGUGCCUAUCUACGGGUCUACUCCAAGCUGUAAGCAAGAAACAAACUGAUAAGAGAAAAAAUAAUUCUAGUAACCUAUUGCAAGAUGACCUGGUAUCUUCAAGCAACUUGAAAUCUUGGAACCAAGAACAGUUCUGUGAAGAACAACGAACUUGUGAAACUUGCGAUAUGAUCUUUCAAAAUGUUCAUGAGUAUGUAGUUCAUCAAAGACUUUGCACUGGUCAAAAAAAAACAGUUGGGAAUUAUUUACAAAAUUCUAUUAUUUCAGAAGGGAAAAAAACUGUACCAAUAACUUACAAAUUGGAUAAAUCUCUAGCUUUUUCCACUAAGCGUCUCAAGAAAGGUAACCCUUCUUCUGUUCUGAAGACUAAGAACACUUCAAAACAAUUAUUUUGUACAAUAUGCUGUCGUGACUUUUCAAAAAUUGAAAAUUAUGUCAGACAUAAGCGCUUUCACAGUUAUCGGUGCCUUGUGUAUACCUGUCAGUACUGUGGCCAGUUUUUUAGUAAGAGAGUAUUGUUGGAUUUUCAUGAGAAGAAUCAUCGUGAAACAAGAAGAUGUAAAUAUUGUAAUUUACCUUUAACAGACAAAAUUGCAUUGAAACAACACAUGAUUGACAUGCACAGUGGUUACAGGAUCCUCCUGUUUUCAAAUAAUACAACAGACUUUGGUUUCUCUAGAAGAAUGUGGGAUUCACCAAAAAUACUGACUAGUAUAAACAAUAAGACCAAUAAAGGGAAUAUAUCAUCUCUGGACUUUGCAAACAAAAAUGUUUGUCAGUGUUCACAUUGCCUAGGUGAAUUCGGCAACAGAGAAGCCAUGUCUCGACAUGUAUGUAAGAAACCUGUCUAUCCUCAGCAGUUGGAUCAAGGAAAGUUCUUUUGUGAUGUUUGUCAUCAGAUCUUUUUUUCUCCAGAACAGUUACAGGAGCAUCUUAAGCAUUUACAUGUAAAGGUAGACUUGUAUCGAUGUGAAGUGUGUGGAGUGUGGGGCCGUAAAGAAGAACUGGAACGUCAUGUGUUGGCUCACAUGAGCAAAAUGGGACAUUUUGUUUCUACAGAUCAGAAGAGUUUCAAAGUAGGGGGCAAAUUUUUGUCUACAGCCACUGACAUAACAGAAAAUAGUAAAUCUCUGAAGAUAGUGCCACUAAAGAAGGCACCUCCAGAAGUUUUUCAGAAGAAACAGUUACAUACUGUGUCACUUAAUAAAGGAAAAUCAAAAGCCAAACAUCCUCGGACAGUAAAAAGUGGAAAGUUGCAUGAAGUCGUAACAUCCCAAAAUAGAUCUCAUCAAGAGUCUAACCUAUUUGCUAUGACCUCUUCUCAUAUCAGUCAAAAUCAAUUUCUCUUAAGGAAAAGAUUACUGACAAAUAACAGUGACGUUAAAGGUCAUUCUCUGGUGGGAACUCGUAUUGGAAAAAUUUUAGUUAAAAAUAUUCCAGUAUGUAGUCAGCAAAGUACAGUAAAAAAUAGCCAAACUGGAGUUUCAGUAAAAAGGAUAAGGCCAAAUUCUGGAGACCUAAAUCGAAGUAUGUUAUCUAAUCUCAGUAGCCUCUUUGAAGUUGAGAAAGUGAACCAAUUUACCAGUCAGGAUCAGCAAACAAAGAUCUUGGAAAGACCCUUAUUAUCGAGUGAAGAAAAACAAAGUGAAAAUACUGCUAGAAGCAAUUUGUCCAGAAAUCCAGAUGAUAGCCUCAUUAGAAGCAGGUUGCUUAGCAACCACAUUGAAAACCUUGAAAGAAGCAGGCUGCUUGGUAACCAAAGUGAAAAUCAUGAAAGAGGCAUGUUAGUGUUAAACAAUCGAGGUGAUACAGACAGACUUCCAAGUAAACAGACUGAAAAUUAUGAUAGAAACAGACUUUCCAAUUCCAGCAAUGAAAGUGAAAAUAAUAACCAGUUACGUAAUAAGUGCAGUGAAAAUUAUGACAGAAAUCAAAAUGUUAACCUAGUAAAUAAGAGGUCACCCGCCUCUAACAACUUACAUGAGAACCUGGUUACAAACCGUGUUAACCAGGUUGAAAAUUUAAACAGGAUCAAGAUAUCUAGUUCAUGUAACCCAAAUCAGACCAGUUUAACUACUGGCCUGGAUGAAAAUUCUGACAGAAGCAGGCCACCAAACUUUGGAAGUCAACAUGAACAGUCAUACAGGAACAGUCCUAAUCACAGUACAGAAAGGAAGAGGUUAAGUAUUAGCAAUGAAAUUGAAGUUUCUGGUGUCAAUGAAUUACAGAAAAUGGGAAUAAGUACGUUAUUAAGGAGUGAUAGUCAUGCUGAAAGCAGCAGUAGUCCAUGCAGUGCUAGUGAACAGUCAGAGAAGGAUUUCAUGACCAGUUAUCGUUACCAAGAUAAAGACUUGGAUAAUGAGUUAACAAAUUACAAUAGUGAGAAUAGAACAAUUGAAAUCAGCCAGUUACCCGUUGCCAACAACAAGAGUGAUAAUGAUGACAACAGGCAGAUGUGUCACAACAAGAGUGUUGUUUCAGAUACCAGAAAACUGUGGAAUACAGGAGGCCAUAUGGAUCGGAAUGUGGAGUAUUGUCUUCCGUGUGAAGAGUACAUACCGUUACAUUUAUUCUCCGGACAUCUUUUAGAAAAGCAUAUGGAUGGUGGUGAACGGUCAGACUUUUUUUUAGACUUGCCUUAUUUGCCUGGUAACGAAGAGAUGAUGGAUGUCUCCGAGGAAGAUCCUGGACUGUAUGAGGGUCUUUCUAUUGAUGAUAUCUUUGAAGAAGAAACAAGUGGCACAACAUUAGAGACCGAACUAACUAGUGAAAGAGAGGGAUCGAUAAUAUUCAAUGAAAAUAACCCUUAACAGUGAAUCGAACUGUUUCUGUAUUUGUGAUACCUUUAGUUAAGAAGUAUGCUGAAUAAUUAUUGUUUUUUUAUUUCUAACUGGAACAUGUAAACAUGCUAUAGGUUUUUUGAUUUAAAACAUCUAGCAGUGUUUGGUGAUAGUUAGCAUUUCAGUAAGAUAAACAUUUGAUUAUGUGGUGCUUCAGAAAACAAAAGUUUUUACUGGGCGAUAUAUCAGCUCCCAUAAAUUUGCACCCUGUCUAGCUGAGGACUGCACUUCAGAGCUCAUUUAGCUUCUGUGAGUUAAGGAAUGCCACCUAGGGACGAGUGACAGAAGUUUCUCAUAUUAGGUUUUUCUCAUGCUUUCUCUUGGAAUAAUGUUGAAUGUACUCCAGUUAGGCCUAACUCUAUAUUUUGCAGUUUUCUAGUUACUGUUGUGACUGUUUAUGAAGUCACACCUGAUCUAGCUGUAAAGUCUCAAACAGUUUUUAAUUUGAGGGAAUUUAAUCCUGAAAACACUUUUACCAUUGUUGCCCAGAUUUGUGUAAUAUAGACAAUAACACUUUUACCUAUUGUUACCCAGUUGUGUAAUAUAGACAAUAACACUUUUACCAUUGUUGCCCAGAUUUGUGUAAUACAAACAAUAACACUUUUACCAUUUGUUGCCCAGAUUUGUGUAAUAUAGACAAUAACACUUUUACCAUUGUUGCCCAGAUUUGUGUAAUAUAGACAAUAACACUUUUACCAUUGUUGCCCAGAUCUGUGUAAUAUAGACAAUAACACUUUUACCAUUGUUGCCCAGAUUUGUGUAAUAUAGACAAUAACACUUUUACCAUUGUUGCCCAGAUCUGUGUAAUAUAGACAAUAAGACUUUUACCUAUUGUUACUCCACUGUACAUCAAACUUGAAAAUAUUUUAUUUUUCCAUUAAAUUUUUAUAAUAAUUAGAUAUUUUAUAUGAAGGGUAACUGGUUAGAAAAACAACUUAUUUUUUGUGGUAUAUUUUUUCAC
Messenger RNA from Limulus polyphemus (Atlantic horseshoe crab), 5532 nucleotides. RefSeq lists its product as uncharacterized. NCBI's taxonomy places the organism in Eukaryota, Metazoa, Arthropoda, Merostomata, Xiphosura, Limulidae. Bases 33 to 4541 code for a protein of 1502 amino acids. The transcript is spliced from 2 exons. The record is from RefSeq and is a predicted model, not a curated record. Gene Ontology annotation, cellular component: nucleus.